Molecule: messenger RNA, 828 nt
Organism: Penicillium oxalicum
Lineage: Eukaryota; Fungi; Ascomycota; Eurotiomycetes; Eurotiales; Aspergillaceae
Exons: 2
Coding region: 1-828 (275 amino acids)
Source: RefSeq, a predicted model, not a curated record
AUGCGGCCGUCGUCUCGAAUCCAUUGCGUCAUUCAUCGCUAUCCUGGAAAUAUAUCCGCCUCGUUGCCAGCCUCCACCGUUGCGCGAUUCUUCUCCAGCUCGAACACUAAUUCACGAAGACUUGCUCCUCAAUCUACUGGAUCACACCAUCUCUACAGGAAUACCGACGUCGAAUACUCUCACAGUCGCUCGUUGGGUCUGACACAGACGUGCUCACCUCACCGCCGCACUUCCCCGGCAGCGCAAACUUCUUGCACACCCGCAACGGUUCCCCGCCAAAAGAAAUUCUUCUCUACCACCUCCUUCGCCAUGUCCUCCGAUGAUGCCUACAUGUCCUUCUUGGACAAAGCCAACGCCGAUCUCAACGCCGGCCAGCCUCAACGGCAAGGGACCAGUGACACCGCCCGGACCGAGACUGUGGAUGCAAACACUCAAGUCCCUGCACCACUUCAGUCGGUGGAUGUAUACUAUGUGUCGGAUGCCGAUGAGCCCUUUGAGCCUGUCGCCCUACGAUGGGCGGGCGCAUCGAAGGGUGACUGGCCGAAUGCAGAACAAUUCUCCCGCCUGAUUUCCCCCGACGCGGAUCUCUCCAAGUCCAUCUCCACUCUGAGCCCAUCCUCGUUCGACCCGAAGGACCAAUAUAGCUCUGUCCUUCAUGCCGUGCGGUCAGCGGCGGUUGAGAAGGACUCCGAUGCCGACCAGUCGAAUGUCGAGGUCAAGAUCUACCGAGUUGAAUUGACCAGCACCAAACUGGAGUACUGGGUUGUGGCAUUAGAUGGGGUUGAGGGGCGUGUUGUAGGCCUCCGAGCCAAAUCCUUCGAGUCUUAG